Messenger RNA from Pseudophryne corroboree (corroboree frog), 936 nucleotides. Its product is annotated as olfactory receptor 5G3-like. The record is from RefSeq and is a predicted model, not a curated record. Gene Ontology annotation, molecular function: olfactory receptor activity; G protein-coupled receptor activity. Gene Ontology annotation, cellular component: membrane. Bases 1 to 936 code for a protein of 311 amino acids. Gene Ontology annotation, biological process: G protein-coupled receptor signaling pathway. The transcript has 2 exons. NCBI's taxonomy places the organism in Eukaryota, Metazoa, Chordata, Amphibia, Anura, Myobatrachidae.
AUGAAACAGAAAAACCAGACUGUGGUCACGACAUUUAUCCUCCUGGGACUUCAGGGUCCCAUUAACAUAAGGAUGUUACUGUUUAUACUCUUCCUUGUGAUUUAUUGUAUGACAAUAUGUGGGAACCUCUUGAUCAUCACACUGGUGUCCUCCGACAAGAACCUCCAAUCUCCCAUGUACUUCUUCCUCACACAACUGUCUAUAAGCGACAUCAUCAUAUCCACAGACGUUGUUCCCUACAUGCUUCAUAUUUUACUGAAUGGUGAGGGAAACAUUAAUUUUAUUGGCUGCAUCAUUCAAUUAUAUUUCUUCAGUGCCUCAGAAACAUCUGAUUGUUUGAUCCUCACAGUGAUGGCUUAUGACAGAUAUGUGGCUAUUUGCAAACCCCUCCAUUAUGUGUCUAUAAUGAACAGGGGACACUGCAUGAAAUUGGCAUUCCUGUCUUGGACGUUGAGUUUUUCCAUCAUAUUAAUUGACAGUAUUACAACAGCAAUGCUACAUUUUUGUGGAUCAAACAUUAUUGACCAUUUCUUCUGUGAUCUUGUUCCCCUACUGGAACUUUCUUGUUCAGAUACUAAAAUUGUGAAAUUAGAAGUUUCUUUACUGAGUGCUCCACUGCUUCUAAUCCCAAGCAUAAUAAUUCUAUUUUCUUAUAUUAAUAUCCUUUUUACAGUCUUAACAACUUCAUCUAAUACUGUCAGACAGAAAGCCUUCUCAACAUGCAGCUCCCAUUUGACUGUGGUGUCCUUAUAUUAUGGGACCUUGUUUAGUGUUUAUGCUCUACCAAUAAAAGGACAGUCAUUGAGAAUAAGUAAAAUCUUAUCACUCAUUUAUACUGUGUUUACCCCUUUGUUAAAUCCCUUCAUAUACAGUCUGAGGAAUAAGGACAUCAAGAAAGCUUUACAGAACACAUUUUCUAAAAUUUGUGUUUUUUAG